UAUCGAAAAUGGAUGACCUCACUGUGCUCCAAUGGGAGAUGAAGUGUUUCCGAAAGGCGGAUAGAGAACCUCGAUCACUGCGUCAGUGCGUUUUCGAUCACUCACCUGAACAGGAGGACCCGACGCAGCGCAGCGCAGCAGCGGGGCCUGUGUCACCAUGUCCGUGAGUGAGACUGAAGGAAAGAACCCAAAAAUGGACCAUGCAGAAGCUUUAGAGCUCACAUGCCCCAUCUGCUUGCAGCUCUUCUCUGAGCCAGCUUCUCUUCCCUGUGGUCACAUCUAUUGCCUUGCCUGCCUUCAGACCAUGGGAGAAGGCCUUGACCAACACAGCUGCCCUGAGUGCCAGGCAGAGUACCAGGGAACCAACGCCUUGGUGAAAAGCCUCGAAAUGAGCAGCAUCAUAGAGACCUACAAAGCCAAUGCUGGGAAAGUCAACUCCACUGGGGACCCUUCUGAUGGGGACCUUUCAAAGAUCAAAAGGGUCGAUUACUCUGCUACAGACGAAUCAAACGCAAAAAGCCACCAGGCCACAGAACCGCCCGGAGCGAGUCGGGCGGUGUGUGAGGGAAAGCGCGGCUUCCAAACCGGGUCUGGAUCCACGGAGCGCUCCUUUUCGUUGGGUCAACAACAAGGCGGUGGCAAGGGCAAGAGUGAAAUGGACCAACCUAAAUUUCAAAUGGCUUCUCAGGUCACAGAGUUGGGCCUCAAGUUGGAGAUGUCCGAGAGUGUGCUCAGGAAGGAGAAGCAACGCGAGCUGGAGGUGACCACUGCCAACGGCCAGCUGAGAGAGAAUGCGCGCCGGCUUUUAGGGCAGUUAGCGGAGCUGUCGCGGAGCUACAGCGCGCAGGUGAUGCAGCUUAUUGAAGAAGAGCUGGGUCCGGGCGAGGCGAGCGUAGGCGGUCGUGUCGGUCAAGCCGCCGACCUGACGAAGCAGCUGAGACAAGCGAUGCUCAGGGCAGAGUCCCUCCUGACUGAGGACGACGAGGCUGCGUUUCGCGACGAGCUUCAGACUUUGCGGCCGCUCGUGGCGGAUCUGAUGGCGAGGCCCGUGGGGGAAGAGGACGACCACGUGGCAUCCAAGCUCAACUCUGCACGCGCCUGUCCCAAGCUGGAGGAAAUGAGCGCCGCGUUUCGGGAAAGAUCUGGAGAGAUCCAGCGCUCCCUUCGAAACACCCUCAACCCUUCGGAGGUGACCUUUGACCCAGACACAGCCCACCCCAAUCUGGUCCUCUCGAGGGACUUGAAGACGGUGACUUUCAGCGCCGCCAAACAGCCCUACCCAUCGUCGCCCCAGAGGUUCACCAACUUCUACCAGGUCCUCAGCAGCCAGAGCUUCCAUGAAGGCGAUCAUUGCUGGGAGGUGGAGCUCGAUGGCUCCCCGUGGAUCGUUGGUUUGUGCUACAGCGGGAAGCUAGCGCGCAGCGGGUUGCCCUCGGCUCUGGAAAGCAGCCGAUGCUCCUGGUGUCUGAUGUGGUUCAACAACUUGCUGACGGCCUUUGAGCAGGGUCACGAUGUGCCGCUGAAGAAGACCACAGUGUCGCGCAGGCUGGAGAUCAGACUGAGUUUCAAGACCCACAGGCUGAGCUUCUACAACGUGAGCCCCAGCAGCGGGAAGACUCACGUGUACACGUUUAAGGCUAACCUGACUGAACCAGUGCACCUGGCCUACAGGAUGAUGUCAGGGACCCCUCAAGGCCGUGUCACUAUUUAUUCAUAAUCAAAACUGUUUUUCUAUCAACUAUGUAUCCUUAACGAAUAGGAUGCAGAAACAGAAAAUGAAUCAUACUUUUGAGACCUGGUAUGAUAACUUAGUCUUUUGUUGUCUCUUGAUACCUGACCACCCACAACACUUUUGCCUCUUACGUUUGAGGCUUGUGGGAUUACUGAUGAUCGCUUCUAAAAUCUACAUAGGGAUAAUAAACAUGCCAAAAAGUGCCAGAUAUUGUGUCUUAGGUUUUUUAUUUCCAUUUGAUAAACUCCUUACACUUCAAAAACAUUGGUGUUAUAAAUAACAUUAAUUGGGGCUUUGUGAUAUCCCUGUGUUACACUGAGUGACAUAAACGAAACCAUGAUUCAAAGCAGCUUGAAUUAAGACAUUGUUAAUUUAAUUAUUUGCACCUGCACCUUUCCUGUUGUGGAGGGUCAAAAUGUCCUCUGUAAAAAAGUGGUAUUCUAUUCCAAGCUUCAUCAUGUGUUCAUCAUAUUGAUAUUAUUACAUCUUAAGCAAAUGACAAUCUCUUCUAAUGUGUAUAAUACUUGUCUUGGCUUAAAUACAUAUAAAAAAGAAAACCUAAAUGCCUCACCC
Pungitius pungitius (ninespine stickleback) is the source of this 2305-nucleotide messenger RNA. It is a transcript of the gene trim107, whose product is annotated as tripartite motif containing 107. The record is from RefSeq and is a predicted model, not a curated record. Bases 158 to 1717 code for a protein of 519 amino acids. Lineage: Eukaryota; Metazoa; Chordata; Actinopteri; Perciformes; Gasterosteidae. The transcript has 2 exons.